AUGAUUGUGGAGUCCGAGUCCGCGUUCUGCUCCCAGCCCAUGUUCGUCAAGAAGGGUGAUGGCUGGCGCGUCUGUAUGGACUCCCGGCGUCUGAAUGAGGCGACGAUCAGAGAUCGGUACCCGUCGCCUGAUGCCUUGGCGCUGAUUGACAAGCUGAAGGGCGCGAAAAUUUUCAGCAAGUUUGAUCUCACGAGCGCGUUCUGGCAAGUGAGAUUGAGCGCCGACAGUGAGAAAUACACGGCGUUCCCGUGCGACGGCAAGCUGUACCAGCACAGGGUCAUGUGUUUCGGGUUGGUCAACGCGCCGGCGAUGUUCCAGCGUCUGAUUAAUGAGGUCAUGGGCCCGCUCUCCGCUUUCGCUGGAGGGUACUUUGACGACAUUAUUGUGUUCUCCAAGACGCCGGAGGAGCACGAGCUCCACGUGAAGCAGAUGCUGGCUCGGCUGAGGGAGUUUGACCUGUACGUCUCCUUGAAGAAGUGCGUGUUUGGCACGUCGAGUGUUGACUUCUUGGGGCGGCGGGUCAGCGAAGCCGGAGUGGCGGUGGAUCCUCGCAAGGUGCAGGCAGUCCUCAACUGGAAGCCGCCGACGGACGCGACUGGUGUGCGUGAGGUCAACGGCCUCGCGUCCUUCAUGAGGCGUCAUGUGCCGAACUAUGCGGAGCUGGCGCGCCCGAUGACGAUGCUGACGCGGAAGAAUGUCCCAUUCGUCUGGUCGGCGGAGUGCGAGAAAUCGUUCCGCGCGAUCCAGCAGGCGCUCGUCCAGGCGCCAGUGCUGGCGUACCCCGACACGUCGCGGCCGUUUGAGAUUUUCUCGGAUGCGUCUGAUCUCGCGUUGGGUGGUGUGCUGAUGCAGAGGUCGGAGUCCGGCGACGGUCUGCAUCCGGUCGCCUACUACUCGCGCGUGCUCACGAAGCCGGAAAUCAACUACUCGGUCUACGACAAGGAGCUGCUGGCUAUCCUAGAGUGUCUCCGCGAGUGGCGACAUUACGUUUGCGGUUCUGGCAAGAUCACCGUUUGGUCGGACCACAGGAAUUUGCAGUGGUUUACGGAGACGCGGGAGCUGACGGCGCGCGAGGCUCGGUGGUGCGAGAUGCUGGGCGAGUUCGAUCUGGUCAUCAAGCAUCUGGAGGGCUCCAAGAACGGUGCGGCGGAUGCAAUGUCCCGUUCGGCGUCGGGAGCUGGGCCGAAGGAAAAGCUUAAAGGCCGGGUGUUGGACCCCGAGUUGUUGGUGGCUCCAGUCGCUGGCGAGGCCGAUGACGAGCAGAGCGAAGAUUUCGUUUUCUCGCCCGGAGCGACUCUGCCGAGCGCGCCUACGGUCAUGACGCCUACUGCCAUUCGCGAGGCUUUGCAGAAGGCGGUGGCCGAGGGGGAAGAAGAAGGAGUAGAGCUUCUAUCCUCCAAACGAUACCAACUCCACGACGGCCUCAUCAAGCGCGACGACCGAGUGUUCGUCCCAGAACAUUUACGUCCACAGAUCCUGCGAUACCGCCAUGACGCAGCGACAGCAGGUCACUGCGGGAACCGAAAGACGCUCGAGUUAGUUCAACGCGACUUUGUCUGGCCUGGAAUGAGAAAGUACGUGGAGCAGUACGUCCACACUUGCCCAGUUUGCCAGAUGGUGAAGCAUGCGAGGCACGCACCAUACGGUCUCUUGACUCCGAUUGAGGCUGCAGACAAACCUUUCGGCGACUGGUCCAUCGACUUUGUGACCGGACUGCCAGAUUCUCAAGGGUUUAACGCAGUCAUGGUCUGCAUCGAUCGACUGACUCGAGUUGCACAUUUCAUUCCGACGACAAAGUCUGUCACGGCGGAGGAAUCGGCUCAGUUGUUCCUGGAAAAUGUCGUGAAGCUGCACGGCGUUCCGGUUCGUGUCUUGUCUGAUCACGGACCACAGUUCAUUGCAAAGUUCUGGAAGAAGCUAUGGAAGGCGAUGGACAUCGACCUCUCCUACUCUAGCGCGUAUCAUCCACAAGGAAACGGUCUUGUGGAACGGGUGAAUCAAGCGCUGGAGUCAUACCUGCGAGCGUACGUCAGUGAAGCCGAGGACUGGUCAAGACCCCUCUGGUUGUGCGAGUUCACGUACAACAACACGGUGCACGCGGCGAUCCAGUGCAUUCCGUUCAUGGCCAUGUACGGGUUUCAGCCGGAAAUGGAUGAGAUUAACUUCAAGUCGCCGAAGGCACCUCAAACGGCAGCUGAUCGCGUGGAGGAACUCAAGGCACUGCGUUUCUCGUUGAGAGCGAAUAUUCACCGAGCAAACAUGUCCGCAGCCAAGUUCUAUGAUCGACACCACAAGGCAGCACCUCCGAUCACGGUGGGCAGCCUAGUCACAGUUCUGCGUCGCAGUCAGACUGCCGAACAACCGUAUGCCAAGUUGGCGUACGUACGCGAUGGUCCCUUCAAGGUCGUGAAGCAGAUCAAUGAGCGUGCCUUUGAGCUGGAUCUAGGUGAAGCAUCCAGCAAGUCCCGCACCUUCCAUGUAUCUGUCCUGGAAUUGUUUGUCGCUGAUGACGUUGAAGGUCGGAUUCGGCGAGUCCUGCCUCCUGUCAAGGACUGGGACGGAACAGUUCGACAUCGAGUCGAGGCGGUGAUUGACUCGACUCGUCACAGCGAGAUUAUGUACUAUCGCAUCCGAAGGGUAGGCACCACUGCUCGUGAAGACACCUGGGAGCCGGCCAAAGACGUGUGGGCUCGCUUCCCCAGGGCCGUUCGUUUAUUCCAUCUGGCCGAACCUUCUCUGCCACAGCCUACGCGAGAGUAA
Messenger RNA from Capsaspora owczarzaki ATCC 30864, 2760 nucleotides. RefSeq lists its product as hypothetical. Gene Ontology annotation, biological process: DNA integration. Bases 1 to 2760 code for a protein of 919 amino acids. The transcript has a single exon. The record is from RefSeq and is a predicted model, not a curated record. NCBI's taxonomy places the organism in Eukaryota, Filasterea, Ministeriida, Capsasporidae. Gene Ontology annotation, molecular function: nucleic acid binding.